CGGACUUAAAAUACCGAUUUACUGCGCCAGGUGAUCAGAUUACGCCGGAUAUUUAUCAAUUCUUUCACCUUAUCCUGAUUCCUUUGAUCCUGAUGCACAUAACGCAUAUAUGUCGAAACAUUUGGAUUUUUAGAGUCUAUAUUUAGAUAAACCAAUGAUAAAUACCAAAAUACUAAAUAUGGAAUUAUAAAGACAGCAAAUAUAUAUGGUUUUAUUUCACUUUAAUAACCGAUACAAAUUUUGAAAAUGCCGGAAUAUAUUUUUGAUGAAUCAUUGAUUUCAACCGAGAUACAAGACGCGUUAUCACCUAAUUUAAAGUUAAGACCGCUCGCAAAGGAUGAUUUUGAUAAAGGAAUUUUUGAUUGUUUAGAACAACUUUCAAUUACGGGAGAAAUUUCACAGAAAAAAUUUGUUGAACAAUUUGAAGAAAUGAAAAAGGCUGGCGGAUACUAUACGAUUGCUAUUGAGGAUGAAGAUCAAGGAAAGAUCGUAGGUCUAGGAACUUUAUUUGUGGAAAUGAAAUUUCUGAGGAACUGCGGAAAGGCAGGACAUAUAGAGGAUAUUGUUGUACACGAUUCACAAAGAGGAAAAAGUUUGGGGAGAAGAAUUAUUGAUCAGCUUAAACAUAUUGGCAAAGAACUUGGAUGUUAUAAGUUAAUUUUGAAUUGUAACGAAAAAAAUAUUCCUUUUUAUGAGAAAUGUGGACUGACUUUAAAAGAUGUGCAAAUGACUUUAUAUACAACGACGUAGGAGAAGAUUUGGGUAUUGGAAAUUAUACAUUCUCGAAAACAAAUAUCAAUGGCGCGCAGUUUAAUUUACAAAAUAGAUUUUAACAUAAUUUAUUAUAUCAUUAGACAUUUUUUAAAAU
Messenger RNA from Rhizophagus irregularis DAOM 181602=DAOM 197198, 868 nucleotides. RefSeq lists its product as uncharacterized. Gene Ontology annotation, molecular function: glucosamine 6-phosphate N-acetyltransferase activity; monosaccharide binding. The record is from RefSeq and is a predicted model, not a curated record. Gene Ontology annotation, biological process: UDP-N-acetylglucosamine biosynthetic process. Lineage: Eukaryota; Fungi; Glomeromycota; Glomeromycetes; Glomerales; Glomeraceae. Gene Ontology annotation, cellular component: endoplasmic reticulum-Golgi intermediate compartment; endoplasmic reticulum; Golgi apparatus.